Molecule: messenger RNA, 1853 nt
Organism: Calidris pugnax (ruff)
Lineage: Eukaryota; Metazoa; Chordata; Aves; Charadriiformes; Scolopacidae
Gene: FKBP10
Product: FK506 binding protein 10
Exons: 10
Coding region: 7-1716 (569 amino acids)
Molecular function (GO): peptidyl-prolyl cis-trans isomerase activity; calcium ion binding
Source: RefSeq, a predicted model, not a curated record
AGCGCCAUGGCCCCGGGCGGCAGCAUCCUCCUCCUCCUCAUCCUCCUCCUCAGCGCCCUGGGGGCUCCGGCGCUGGGCGACCCCGGCCCUUUGGAAGACGUGGUGAUAGACAGAUACUAUAUCCCCAAAAUCUGCCUGCGGGAGGUCCAGAUGGGGGAUUUCAUUCGCUACCACUACAAUGGGACCUUUAAAGAUGGCAAAAAGUUUGAUUCCAGCUACGACCGAGGGGCCACGGUGGCCGGCGUGGUGGGCGUCGGGCGGCUGAUCACCGGCAUGGACCGGGGGCUGCAGGGCAUGUGUGUGAACGAGCGGCGUCACCUCAUCGUGCCCCCCCACCUGGGCUACGGCAGCAUCGGUGUGGCGGGGCUGAUCCCCCCAGAUGCCACCUUGUACUUCGACGUGGUCAUGCUGGACAUCUGGAACAAGAACGACAAGCUGCAGAUCACCACCCUCUCCAAACCCCAGCACUGCAACCGCACGGUGGAGAACUCGGACUUCGUGCGGUACCACUACAACGGCACACUGCUGGAUGGCACCCCCUUCGACUCCAGCUACAGCAAGGACAGCACCUACGACACCUACGUGGGCACGGGUUGGCUGAUCAAGGGCAUGGACCAGGCGCUGCUGGGCAUGUGCGCGGGGGAGAAGAGGAGCAUCAUCAUCCCCCCGUUCCUUGCCUACGGGGAGAAGGGCUAUGGGACGGUGAUCCCACCGCAGGCCUCGCUGGUGUUCAGCGUGCUGCUGGUUGACUUCCACAACCCCAAGGACAGCGUCUUCCUGGAGCACCUGGAGGUGCCAGAGUCCUGCAAGCGCAGGGCUGUGACCGGGGACUUUGUCCGAUACCACUACAACGGCACGCUCAUGGAUGGGACACUCUUUGACUCCAGCUACUCCCGCAAUCACACCUACAACACCUACAUCGGGAAGGGCUACAUCAUCCCCGGCAUGGACCAGGGCCUGCAAGGGGUCUGCGUGGGAGAGAAGAGGCGGGUGGUCAUCCCCCCACACCUGGCCUACGGGGAGAACGGAGCAGGGGACAAAAUUCCUGGCUCAGCCGUGCUCAUCUUCGACGUCCACAUCAUCGACUUCCACAACCCCGCGGACCCGGUGGAGAUCGAGACCGUGUACCGUCCCGAGGGCUGCAACGUCACCACCCGCGACAGAGACUUCGUCCGCUACCACUACAACUGCUCCUUGCUGGAUGGCACCAAGCUCUUCUCCUCCCACGACUACGAGAAGCCCCAGGAGGUGACUCUGGGGACCAACAAGGUGAUCGAGGGGCUGAACAGUGGCCUCCUCAACAUGUGUGCGGGGGAGAGGAGGGUGCUCAUCAUCCCCCCCCACCUGGGCCACGGGGAGAGCGGAGCCCGGGGGGUGCCCGGCAGCGCCGUGCUGCGCUUCGAGGUGGAGCUGAUCUCCAUGGAGGAGGGGGUUCCUGAGGGCUACCUCUUCAUCUGGCACGGGGACCCUCCGGCAAACCUCUACGAGCAGAUGGACCUCAACAAGGAUGGGGAGAUCCCCGCCGACGAGUUCUCCACCUUCAUCAAGACCCAGGUGGCGGAAGGGAAAGGUCGCCUCAUGCCCAGCUCUGACCCGGAGAAAGUCAUCGCCGACAUGUUCAGGAACCAGGACCGCAACCAGGACGGGAAGAUCACCACCGAGGAGCUGAAGCUGAAGUCGGAUGAGGACCAGGAGAAGAUCCACGAGGAGCUCUGAGCAUCAGACCUCACUUUCCCCCAGAGACAGGACUCAUCCCCGUUGUGUCACAGCUGGUGUCCCCACCCCCCCAGCUGCCUUGGGAAUCUGCCCCUGCCCCUCCCCAGCCCUUCAGGGGUGGGUAUUUUGGUUGUUUG